Messenger RNA from Oppiella nova, 627 nucleotides. The record is from the annotation of a GenBank genome assembly. NCBI's taxonomy places the organism in Eukaryota, Metazoa, Arthropoda, Arachnida, Sarcoptiformes, Oppiidae.
CAAACAAUUGAAGACAAACUCUAAGAUUUGUAAAAAUGUUUUAGAGCUAAAGUUAUAUGAAUUGAUUUACAUUGAACUGAUAUAUGAAAGGUUGUGUAAAAAAUCAUUGAGACGAAGAUGAACGAACAAAAUAAUAGCAAAAUAGACGCCGAAAAUGGAUUAAUGGAGGACUCGAAUAAAGAAAAUGUUAAGAUCAAGGGUUUGGACGAUGGGACGGGUAGUAAGAAAACUACAUCAGCAUCUAAAAAGCAGAUCAAGAAGUAUUACAACAAGAAUUGUGUACUAAUUUGUGGCGCUGUUUAUGCGAAAGACUGUCCCAACGCACCGGGCAUUCCGGUAGUGCUCAUAAUCUAUGGCUUAUUAAUGUUGUUGGGCUUUGUUUGGGAAAGAGUUAAGCCCAGGAUCAACCAAAAUUCAAACCUUAUUAAGCGGAUUGUUGUGGUGUAUAGCAGUCCGACCGUAGAGUUUGAAGAUAUCGACGCUGAAAACUAUUGUAAUCGUAAUGUCUAUCUGUUGGCACUGUAUUUGAUUAAUACAUAUCUCAUAACACUUGCCGUAUGUCUACUCGUAUUCUGUUGUUGUUUUGGAGGACUAUUUCUGUUGGGAAUAUACAUGAAGAAAGAGUAA